Tupaia belangeri chinensis (Chinese tree shrew) is the source of this 7780-nucleotide messenger RNA. RefSeq names its product pleckstrin homology domain containing A6 (gene PLEKHA6). Gene Ontology annotation, molecular function: protein binding. The record is from RefSeq and is a predicted model, not a curated record. The coding region runs from base 436 to 4332 and encodes 1298 amino acids. NCBI's taxonomy places the organism in Eukaryota, Metazoa, Chordata, Mammalia, Scandentia, Tupaiidae. The transcript is spliced from 29 exons.
UGGUCGGUCAGGCUGGCGGGCAGCGGCGAGCGAGGAGGGACAGCCCGGGCGCUGCCGGCUCGCUGCCUGCGGGAGGGCUCGGCGUUCCUCGCCGCGCUAAUUGCCCGUCAUUAAAGUUGAGCAGACGUCCGAAACGGCGCUGGGAGCAGAGGAGGCAGGUGGUGCCUGGAGCUCGGGCUGCUGGCCGGCCGGGCCAGGGUUAAGCGCUCGCCUGUUCCCUGCUGCACGGCUCGCGGCCAGCUCGCCUUCAGUGAGAAGCCAAAGUCACCGCCGGGGACCCAGGAGGCGGCCGCCAGCCGGGCGGACCCGCACCGGACCCCUCCCCCAUCACGGCCUGGAGGUGGAGAGACUGAACGUGGGGGUUCCGGGGCAGGAAGCCCCUCGCCAGCCCGGCGCCUGGGGGCGGAGAGCGACAGGGGCUGCGGGGACAUCGAGAUGGCCGAUGAGAUAGACUGGCUGGACUUGCCGGGCCGGUGGACCUACGGGGUUGACAGCGGUGGGAGAAUCUUUUUCAUCAAUGAUGAGGAGAAGUCAACCAGCUGGGUGCACCCUGGCACAGAGUCGCCCAUCCAGAGUGGACACUGCUGCAGCCCAGGUCUGCCCGCCGGCUGGGAGACGGAUUCCACCCGGGAGGGAGCCGUGUACUUCAUCAACCACAAUGAAAGACGGAAUACAUUUCUACACCCAGUGACCGGCCAGGUCCCAGAGGAAAACAAGAAAUUCGACUUGAAAACAUCAGCCUUGGACAUGUCCAAUAAAACAGGUGGGAAACGCCCGGCUACCACCAACAGUGACAUACCCAACCACAGCAUGGUGUCCGAGGUCCCUCCAGAGCGGCCCAGCAUCCGGGCGACCCGAACGUCCCGCAAGGCCAUCGCCUUUGGCAAGCGCUCACACUCCAUGAAGAGGAACCCCAACGCACCCGUCACCAAGGCGGGCUGGCUCUUCAAACAGGCCAGCUCCGGGGUCAAGCAGUGGAACAAGCGCUGGUUUGUCCUGGUGGACCGCUGCCUCUUCUACUAUAAAGAUGAUAAGGAGGAGAGCAUCCUGGGCAGCAUACCCCUCCUGAGCUUCCGGGUCGCCGCGGUGCAGCCGUCCGACAACAUCAGCCGGAAACACACAUUUAAGGUGACUGUGUGCUGGGUGGACGAGGCCGGGGCCAGUUCCACACACUGCCUGUCCCCACAGGCUGAGCACGCAGGGGUCCGCACCUACUUCUUCAGUGCCGAGAGCCCCGAGGAGCAGGAGGCCUGGAUCCAGGCCAUGGGAGAAGCUGCCCGAGUCCAGAUUCCUCCAGCCCAGAAGUCAGUGCCCCAAGCUGUGCGUCACAGCCAUGAGAAGCCAGACUCAGAGAACAUCCCACCCAGCAAGCAGCACCACCAGCCACCCCACAACAGCCUCCCCAAGCUUGAACCAGAGACCAAAACGCGCGGGGAAGGUGAUGGCCGGGGCUGUGAGAAGGCAGAGAGAAGGCCCGAGAGGCCGGACACCAAGAAGGAGCCCCUGGUGAAAGCCAACGGCAUCCCAGCUGGACAGGAGCCAGCCUCAGAGCCAGGCAGCCCUUACCCUGAGGGCCCGAGGGUCCCAGGGGGAGGGGAGCAGCCCGCCCAACCCAAUGGUUGGCAGUACAGCUCCCCGAGCCGGCACACAGGGGGCACGGUUGGCCCACCUCAGGAUGGGGAGAGCGGGGAUCACCGGCGGAGCUUCCCCCCACGCUCCAACCCUGACAAGAUCGCCCAGCGCAAGAGCUCCAUGAACCAGCUCCAGCAGUGGGUGAACCUGCGCCGGGGGGUGCCGCCACCAGAAGACCUCCGGAGUCCCUCUAGGUUCUACCCUGUGUCCCGCAGGGUCCCUGAGUAUUAUGGCCCCUACUCCUCGCAGUAUCCCGACGAUUACCAGUACUACCCACCAGGGGUGCGGCCGGACAGCAUCUGCUCCAUGCCUGCCUACGACCGGAUCAGCCCGCCCUGGGCCCUGGAGGACAAGCGCCCCUCCUUCCGGAAUGGAGGCGGCCCCGCCUACCAGCUGCGGGAGUGGAAGGAGCCAGCAGGCUAUGGGAGGCAGGAUGGCACCAUGUGGAUCCCCAGCCCUUCCCGACAGCCAGCCUAUUAUGACGAGCUGGAUGCCGCCGCCGGCUCCCUGUGCCGCCUGUCCCUGCAGCCCCGUUCCCACUCUGUGCCACGUUCGCCCAGCCAGGGCUCCUACAGCCGCGCCCGCAUAUACUCCCCCGUCCGCUCACCCAGUGCCCGUUUUGAGCGGCUGCCGCCUCGCAGUGAAGACAUCUACGCUGACCCUGCCGCCUAUGUGAUGAGGCGCUCCAUCAGUUCCCCCAAGUAUGAUUACCUGGGAGACAGGCGGCCAGUCCCUGCAGGACUGUUCCCCUACAACUACCCACCGUCCCCCACGGUCCACGAUAAGAUGGAUGAACUUUUAGAUCUUCAAUUGCAAAGAAACCUUGAGUAUUUGGAUGAGCAGAUGAGUGAGAGCGAGACUCUCAUCAGUAUGGUGAACCGCAUGGUGGAGAGCUCCUCCCCCAGGGCCCAGCUCUUCAUGCAAGUCCCUCCGUACCCAGAAGUGUUCCGAGACGGCCUCCACACCUACAAGUUAAACGAGCAAGACACAGAUAAGCUGCUGGGCAAACUGUGCGAGCAGAACAAGGUGGUGAGGGAGCAGGAACGGCUGGUGCAGCAGCUUCGAGCUGAGAAGGAGAGCCUGGAAAGUGCCUUGAUGGGGACCCACCAGGAGCUGGAGAUGUUUGGAAGCCAGCCCGCCUACCCGGAGAAGCUGCUGCACAAGAAGGAAUCUCUGCAGAACCAGCUCAUCAACAUCCGGGUGGAGCUGUCACAGGCGACCACGGCCCUGGCCAACAGCACCGUAGAGUAUGAGCACCUCGAGGCUGAGGUCUCCGCCCUACAUGACGACCUCUGGGAGCAGCUCAAUCUGGACAUCCAGAAUGAGGUGCUCAACCGGCAGAUCCAGAAGGAGAUCUGGAGGAUCCAGGACGUGAUGGAGGGGCUGCGGAAGAACAACCCGUCCCGGGGCACGGACACAGCCAAGCACAGAGGAGGACUUGGUCCCUCGGCCACCUACAGCUCCAACAGCCCAGCCAGCCCGCUCAGCUCCGCCAGCCUCACCAGCCCCCUGAGCCCCUUCUCCUUGGUAUCCGGCUCUCAGGGGUCCCCCACCAAGCCCGGGUCCAACGAGGAGCCCGGCCCGCCUCGGCCGCCCCUCCCCAAAGCCUACGUCCCCCUGGAGUCUCCUCCAACCGUCCCUCCACUCCCUAGCGACAGCCGCUUCUGGCCAUACCCCAACUCCCCAUCCUGGCACCACAGUGGCGAGACAGCUAGGGGUCAGCCCAAGGCAAGCUACGAGCAAAGCAAGAAAGACCCCCACCAGACCUCGCCCUUGGACGCGCCCAGAGACAUCAGCCUUGUGCCCACCAGGCAGGAAGCAGAGGCAGAGAAACAGGCAGCUCUCAACAAAGUUGGCAUUGUGCCCCCCCGGACAAAGUCCCCCACAGAUGAGGAGGCAACCCCUUCAGGAGUGGUGAGGAGGAGUGCCAACGGGCUGACCAAUGGCCUGUCCUCCCGGCAGGAACGCCCCAAGAGUGCCGUGUUCUCUGGCGAGGGGAAGGUCAAGAUGAGUGUGGAGGAGCAGAUCGACCGGAUGCGGCGGCACCAGAGCGGCUCCAUGAAGGAGAAGCGAAGGAGCCUGCAGCUCCCGGCCAGCCCAGCCCCCGAGCCCAGCACCAGGCCCGCCUACAAAGUGGUACGCCGCCACCGCAGCAUCCACGAGGUAGACAUCUCCAACCUGGAGGCCGCCCUGCGGGCAGAGGAGCCUGGUGGGCAGAACUACGAGACGCCGCGGGAGGAGAUUGCCCGGCUUCGCAAAAUGGAGCUGGAGCCGCAGCACUAUGACCUGGACAUCCACAAGGAGCUCUCCACUCCAGACAAAGUCCUUAUCCCCGAACGGUACAUCGACCUGGAGCCCGACACGCCCUUGAGCCCUGAGGAGCUGAAGGAGAAGCAGAAGAAGGUGGAGCGGAUCAAGACGCUUAUUGCCAAGUCCAGUAUGCAGAACGUGGUGCCCAUCGGCGAGGGGGACUCUGUGGACGUGCCCCAGGACUCAGAGAGCCAGCUGCAGGAGCAGGAGAAGCGGAUUGAAAUCUCCUGCGCCCUGGCGACCGAGGCCUCCCGCAGGGGCCGCAUGCUGUCUGUGCAAUGUGCCACCCCAAGCCCUCCCACCUCCCCCGCUUCCCCGACUCCACCAGCCAACCCCCUCUCGUCUGAAUCCCCGCGGGGCGCCGACAGCAGCCAUGCCGUGCGGGUCUGAGCGCGGACUGCAAGCCCUGGCCGAGGCCAAUGCUGGGAAGCUCCACAGAGCCACAUUCUGAAGCUGUCCUCUACCUGCCUGAGGUCCUGGCUCCUCACCCUGGCCCCCUGCCCCUGCGCUCCUGUGGGAAUGCUGCAAGGAGCCAGGCUGGGGUCCAGGGCUGCUGCCGAGAGGAGUGUGGGUACCUUGGUGUCCACACGUCCACUGCACCUCGCCCGGAAGCUGUCAUCACUCAGACUGUGGUCCUAGGCCAGGGCCUGAGAUGAGCGGUAGGGGGCCCUGUCCUUUCUGAUGCCUGAGUCGCGGGGGAUCCUCAGCCUGGCUCUGACUGGGGUUAUGCUGGUCCUACUGGAACAUUCCCGAUGGAGAAUGUGCCCUGGUGGGUAGCACUCCCUUGGCUGUCUUAGGUCAGAGCUAGAGGUGAAGGGCAGUCUGAACACUCUGCCUCUUCAAGCCCCACGUGACACGGAGGACAGCACCCGCUGCCAUCCCCCACCCAUCUGCCCAUCCUUGUGUCCCAGCCGUGCCCAGGGCUCUGACAUAUCUCUGCUUCUGGGUGCUCCUCUGGGGCCCCGGGGGACUGACCACCCUGUUUGAGCCAAAGACAAGAUGAGAGGUGGGAGAGGCCCCUGGCUCCCGGUGGGGACGGCGCUGGCUGUGGGUGGAGAGCGGCAAGUCUGUGCAGUGUCAGGGCAGGUCGGGAAGGGUGCAGAGAGGAGAAGAGGUUCUCGGGGCGUGGGAGCAGCAGGACGCAUUUGCAAGUCAGGGAGAAAGAGGGAAAUGGCAAGGGUAUCAGAUGGGUUUUCCCUGGGUGGAGCCUUAACUUGGUGCCAGGUCAGUGCCAGAGUAUCACCUCUGCUUCCCCAGGUGGGCCUAGGAGGACCUGCCAGCGGAGCACACAGCAACCUCAGGCUUCAGCUGAGGUGCUUGGUGUGAGGAUGGAGGUGUCUGGUCAAGGGGAGUCGGUAGCAAGUGCCUGGGAGAUGGCUCUUUCUAUGCCGGGCCUGGUGUCGGCCCGGGCUGGGGCAAAGAGGACUUGUCUUCUGCAGGGCGCGGUCAGCCUUGGGGCCUUACUCACCCUGGUUCCUGACAUUUUUUUGCCCUAUUCUCUGUGGACUGUGCUGUGGGCCAGCUGAGUUUAUGCUCGAGGGAGAGGGCAUGAGGCCUUCAUCUGGGGAGGCCAGAUUCCAUCCCUGCUCCUCUUCCCAGGCAUCCAGGAUGAAGGCCAGUUGAGGUUCACAACUGACCGGGCCAGAGAGGCCAGUGCAGGGGAGAGCAAAGUGCAUUCCUCCUUCACUCCACCCACCUUGAUGAAUGUAGCCAGAGUGAAGCUGUGGAGAGUGAGGCUGAAGACGUCUUUGCCCCUUGGGCCUUCUUGCCAGAGCUGCUGCCCGGAGACUUCGGCCUGACCUCCAGUGGCCCCAAGAACCACUGCUUUAUCUUCCGAUUCCUCUCCACUCCUUCAUGACUGGGAAAGUUACUGGUUCAUAUGCAAGUAAAGAUGACAAUGCAUUCAACAAAUAUUUAUUGAGCACCUUUUAUGUUCCAGGCACUGUUCUAGGUGCUUAGGAUGUCCUCGUGCUUCUGAGGGAUGACAGCCUGGGAGAAACCCACCUAUCUCACUUCUAGUAGGUUUUUUGAACAUGACACUUGGCUGCAUUUCUCGUCAUCGGCUCAAGCAUCCCAAAUCUGUCCUUUCUCUCCUACAGACUAGCAGGUGGGAUUGGCUCCCAGGUUACCCUCUUCCCCGUCUUUCCCUGCACCUGGCUCCCUCUACAAGAAACAGACUUUGUAGGUUCUUCCAUCCCUGCCCGUCUCUUUGUCUGUCUCUCCCUUUUUUAACUGAUAUUUUUAGAAAUACAUGUAAAAUACCAAGAAAUAAUGUCUGCGCCUCUGCCCCUUUCCUCUCACCCCCUAAUUCAUAAAGCUGGCUCUUUAUGUUGCUUUACAUGCCUUAAUAUAUGUUUUAUGGAGAUUAUACAUAUUACAGAUAUAUACGUAAUAUAUAUAUAUACAUAGUGCGGAUGUCUGAGCCUUUCCUGCAGCCCCUCCCAGCCCAUUUCUCCCCUGACUCCUUAACCACUCGCUGCAUGUUGAGGCCACACCCCUUGCCUUUGGAUCCAAAGAAAGGGAGAGGAAAGACUUAUUUUAAGACAGAUGUAUUUUACGCUUUUGUUACAAAAGCAAAUCUAUUUUCAAAAUGUGCAAUGUCUGACUAGGAUUGGCAAAUGAUGUGGAGAGACGAGGACAGCUGCCUCUCGGUCCUGCCCCAUGCCCUUCUUCUUCCCCAUCCCACAGUCAGCAAAAGGCUGGUCCCGAGCGUACUCAGAGCAGGGCAUUCCCCCAGCAGUUACACCACCUGCUCUUGGUGACUGAGGGUGGGCCGAUGGGACUCCUCUCGAAGGAGAUGUCCACAGUCGUGUGCACGGAGGACACCCCUGCAGGCACACACAUCUGGCUGGGCUUCUGGACCGCCUCCCCUCACUGCAGGGAAGGUGAUGGCGCCUCUGCUGAGCAGCACUGAGGAGGGGCUGCUCCUCGAUGGUCCCCUGUCUGGGGCAGAGCCCCGUGGAAGCAUCCCAGGAUCCUCUGGGCCUCUCUGGCUCUCUAGUGCGGAUGUAUGUGAGUUCCUCGGACGCUCCUCUUUCACUUGACCCUCUCUGGGUCACAGCUAUGGCAUCUGCAACCUUUCUCUCUGGGGGCUGUUCUCAAGAGGCUGGUCUCUCGGUCUGGCAUCCAGACUGUGAAAUCAGCUUCUAGGCUAAGGAGGGUCCCACGGACAAUGUCACCUCUCCUUGUGACUCAAGAAACCCCAAGGACUUUUCUCUGGCAGGCUGCCACCGGGACACUGAACUAACCAGCGCAGCCCUCCAAGCUGCUCGUCAGCCAGCGAAGCGGGCCAGGGGCCCUCGCCUUGCAAGGACUUGGGCAGGAUGGAGGUCCAGAUCUGACAUCAGAGGUUACGGAAUCUAGCCAGAGCUCCUGGCCAGCCUUUGAAGCCUGACGCCCAACUUUGGCAUUUAUGGCUCCCUGUUUCCCGCCUCUAUAGUUGGCAGUGAAUGGAUAGAGCUCAGAGGGAGGCCCAGGGCUAAGUAACCCCCCAGGGAGAGCCCUGGUUCCUCAGCUCGGGCUUUCCGGGUUAGCACAUUGCCUCCCUGGUCAAUAACUAAGAGGCUGCAAUCCAGCACUGCUCCUGUCACUUUAAAGAUUGUCUGAGGUCGCUGGCUGCGGGUACUUGCUGCCCUGCCUUUGAGAGGCUUGUUCUUGGGGCAGAGCGGACCAUAGCAAAACAGGAUCGAUUCCUUUCCCUCUAAGCACCCUCCACUUGGCAGCUCUUAAAACUAAGGCAAAAUAUUAUAUAUAUAUAUAAAUACAUACAUAUAUCUAUUUAUGCACAUAUGGGGCCAAUUUGAUUUGCUAGUAUUAGACAAUAAACCAUUCAAGGACA